AUGGGCGCGGCCCUUUCAACCUUCAAGGCCAUUGUGCCUGAGCUGACAGAGUUCUACCCUGUUUCUCCAGUGGGUUAUAAUUUCGCCCUCACGACCUUUCAAUAUUUCCCUGUGGUCUGCGUCAUACCAUGGCUGAUUUCAUGGCACCCAGCAGGCAAAACCUCCAUGCAAAACUCCAUUUUCAACAUGCCCGGUCGCAUCGGAUGGUUCCUGAUGGAGAUUGCUGGUCCCCUGAACAUGAUCUACAACCUCAGCGUCUCUACAUCGCCAUCAUUCUCUGAGCUUCCUGCAGCUAACCAGCUUGCUGCAGCACUAUACUGCAUUCAUUAUGCCAACCGUGCUGUCAUUUCACCUUUCUUCUCGGCACCGAGCAUGUCGCCCAUGCAUUUGUUUGUCGUGUCCAGUGCAGUCCUAUUCAACUGGUUCAACUCGUCUUGUCUCGUCGGCUGGAUUCUUGGCCAUGAUAUCUCAAUUAUAGGAUUCGCAACCAAUGGUGCGGAAACACUUCAAUCCUCUUCUUCGCCCUCGUGGGUGGCGGCAUUGCCCUUCCUCGGAACGGCGCUAUUUGCUGUAGGAAUGGUGGGCAAUAUCUACUCCGAGACAUCUCUUUUCCGUAUGAGAAGAUAUGAGGUUGAACAACGCUCCACGAAGAGGUCCGACUCCGCCACACCUGCCUCUACCAAUGGCGGUAACAAAUACAGCAAAGUCUACGUUAUUCCUCCCACGCAGGGUAUCUUCCGCUCCAUUCUGUACCCGCACUACGCCUUCGAGUGGCUCGAGUGGACAGGCUUCGCCAUUGCCGGCCUUGCAGUCUAUCCUCUUUCUGCGUUCAGCAAGCAUAGCAGCGCUGCUGCCACCGCUGUUUCUCCCCCAAUUAUGUUGGCUCCUUGGUUGAUCCCGUUUGCCUCUGUGACGGAUCGAUUUGGACUGCCGCUGCCCUUGCCGGCAAUUGUGUUUUUAAUCAAUGCAGUUGCUAAUAUGCUUCCUCAUGCGCGGUGGGGACGAAAGUGGUAUGUUGACAAGUUCGGCGAAAAAAAGGUUGCUGGAAGAGGAGCUGUUGUGCCCUGGUGCCCUUGGAUGUGA
Molecule: messenger RNA, 1083 nt
Organism: Penicillium manginii
Lineage: Eukaryota; Fungi; Ascomycota; Eurotiomycetes; Eurotiales; Aspergillaceae
Product: 3-oxo-5-alpha-steroid 4-dehydrogenase family protein
Exons: 2
Coding region: 1-1083 (360 amino acids)
Biological process (GO): lipid metabolic process
Molecular function (GO): oxidoreductase activity, acting on the CH-CH group of donors
Source: RefSeq, a predicted model, not a curated record